Molecule: messenger RNA, 2681 nt
Organism: Polistes canadensis
Lineage: Eukaryota; Metazoa; Arthropoda; Insecta; Hymenoptera; Vespidae
Gene: IP3K2
Product: inositol-trisphosphate 3-kinase B
Exons: 8
Coding region: 396-2285 (629 amino acids)
Biological process (GO): inositol phosphate biosynthetic process
Cellular component (GO): cytoplasm; nucleus
Molecular function (GO): inositol tetrakisphosphate kinase activity; inositol-1,4,5-trisphosphate 3-kinase activity
Source: RefSeq, a predicted model, not a curated record
AUGAACUCGUUCGAGACUGACAAUAACAGAAACAAAUAAAAAUAAGGAGAAGAAAGAAAGAAGUUGUCGAAAAGGGUUACUUUUUUCUUCAAGGAAAUUCCUUUAAAGAAUAGAGUGGGGACGGUGGGUGAGUGCGAACGAAGGAAGGCAUGUAUCGAACAACUAUUGGGCAUACUCCCGUCGAGUUUCGUGUUUCUCAACACGACAUGGCGUCGAGUAGGAUUGUCGAUAUGUAGCAUCGGGAUCGUCCUUGGAAAGCAUUCAAUUUAAAGUCUAAUAUAACCGAUACGACAUUCAUACUAUGGGCUAUCAUAUCGAAUGAAAGAGCACGCGUUAAAGAAGAGUCAAGUCCGAGCUGCCAGCACAACCGCCAGCCACUGAAUGGGGUCACCGUGAUGAAGUCGAAGAAUCUUCCUAAAAAAGAAGAUGAUACCAAUAAUGAUGAUUCUACGGAAGCGAAUGAAAGGUACGACAAGUUUGAUACGAUUAGGAUGCCGGUCGUACGUGUCUUAAGUAAAAGUCCACCUAACGAUGAGGGCAUUGAGCCCGAUACGGAACGAAGAAGAGGAUCGGUAGCUCGAUGCUGGAGUCUUGAUUCUACCUUGCCAAGUGAUGACGAUACAUCGAACAGUGUUUAUCAGCAAAAUCGACACAAACUGAGGGUCACGAGAUGUUACAGUUCCGAUAGUGCAGUACUAAGUGAUGAGGAUCAAGGAAAAGGAUGGGAUUGCUUUAACAUGGUAGAAGGUAGUGAAUGUGAAUCUACUGAAGGACGACCAAGAUAUUGGAGAACACCAAGUGUGGUUGUUAGCGAUUAUUCAGAUUAUUCUUACUUAGAUGAAAACUUUGAGAGAACCAAUCUUGAUGUCGAAAAAUAUGAUGGAACAAGUGGGAGUCCGAGUCAAACUAGUAGUUGUUCUUGUUUAGAUUGUGAUGAGAUACAAGAGUCAUUAAAUAUAAAGUUCCUUCAAGUUUGUCGCCUUCGUAGACAUUCUGAUUCCUGCUGUUUGUGCCUAAGGCAAGCUAACACCACUUCUAUAAGAGAUCUGCAUGAAGCAGGAAACAGAAGAAAUUCAUGUGUGGAGACUACUGGUCCAUAUUACACUAAAUUUGAUGAUCCUCCUGUUCUCGAAUAUACAGAUGAUAGUCCUUCCGAACUAAAAGAUCAAUCAAAAGUUGAAUUAUUAGAUGUUCCACCUGUACGUAAAGUAUCAGAUUGUUCUACUACUUCCAGUUUAAGUGGAGAUGACUGUGAUAUCUCUGAAGAACUUCAACCAGUUAAAUCUUUACGAACAUCUGGCUGGAGAAAAUUGAGAAAUGUUGUGCAUUGGGCUCCAUUCUUUCAAAUAUAUAAAAAACAACGAUAUCCAUGGGUACAAUUAGCUGGCCAUCAAGGAAAUUUUCAUGCUGGACCAACAUCGGGAACUAUUUUAAAGAAAUUCUCCUCGCAGGAAGAAGCUUGUUUCCGUUUGCUAAUGCAUGAUAUUCUAAGACCGUAUGUGCCUGAAUUUAAAGGAGUCUUGAAUAUUCGAGAAUCUAAAGAAGAAAACUGUGAAAAUUCUGAAUUAAAAACAAAGAAUAAAAAUGAAGAUAAAAUGAUAGACAAGGAAUCCAUUGUUAGCUCAUAUUUGCAACUUCAAGAUCUUUUGGGAGAUUUUGAACAACCUUGUGUAAUGGACUGUAAAAUUGGAGUACGAACGUAUCUUGAAUCUGAAUUGGCAAAAGCCAAAGAAAGACCUAAGUUAAGGAAAGACAUGUAUGAGAAAAUGAUACAAAUUGAUCCAACUGCACCAAGUGUCGAAGAACAUCGAUUACAAGGUGUUACAAAGCCAAGAUAUAUGGUCUGGCGAGAAACCAUUUCUAGUACGGCUACACUCGGAUUUCGUGUUGAAGGUAUAAAAUUAGCGCAUGGUGGAACUUCGAAAGAUUUUAAAACAACUAAAACUCGUGAACAGGUUACAGAAGCUCUUAAGCGUUUUGUUGAAGGUUACGCACAUGCAGUUCCAAAAUAUUUACAACGUCUUAAUGCUAUCCGAACAACGCUUAAGGCAUCUCCAUUUUUUGCUUCACAUGAAGUUGUUGGUUCAAGCUUAUUGUUUGUGCAUGAUGUUAAAAAUGCCGGUAUAUGGAUGAUUGACUUCGCAAAGACAUUACCUCUACCACAACAUUUAUCUGAAAUUCGACAUGAUGUUGAAUGGCAAGUGGGAAAUCACGAAGAUGGUUAUCUAAUAGGUGUCAAUAAUCUCAUUGACAUAUUCGAAGAAAUAAGAAGUUCUCAAAUAUAACUUCAAGUUUAUUCUAAUGUGCUAAAUGUAAUAAUAACAUGAGCGUUUCGUUAAUUUACCUGUUAUAGCUUUCUGCUUUAACAGAUACACUUAACUUACGUCUUCUUGUGCAAAUUUAAUUUUAGGUAUAUUUAACUAUACAAUAUUGUAAGAACACAUUGACUGUCUCUAAUGAUAUCCUUGAAAAAAGGGUGAACCAAAGACGCGGUAGCUAGUGCUACCUAGGUGUUCUAACUAGAUUUUCUUUUUUUAUCAAAGGCAGAAACCUGUAAAAAAAUAACUUAAUAUUUUCUUACAUGUAAGUUUAUUUAUACUUAACGCUACAUAUUUUCAGAACACAAGAGCAAGUAAUGCUUUGUAUUCAAAUUAUAUCAUGCAUUUGUAAAUACUCCAUAC